AUGCUUAAGAACAAAGUGGAGAUGGACCGAAGGAGGCUUGACUUCAGCGAUGAGUCGAGCGACGAUGGGUAUAAUGGUAAUUACCUGGGAUUCCACAGCCACAGAGCGGGGGGAACACAUGUAUAUGGGGAAAUGGGAAAGGAAAGCGGAAAUCCCGCAUCAUCAAGGUACCAUGCCUGGGGUGGGAGUUGUGGUGGGAAAGUGGCUUUAGGAGGCGGGAAGAGCCAUAGUGUCGAAAUACAGGAGAACGAAAGCAACAGAAGGCUUGAAAUACCGGCAUCCACAGAAAGCAAGGGGCCUCACUACGAAUCCGAGUGUCUCGAGAUUUCAGACUCAGAAGAGUUUGAAGGGAAGCUGGCGUCGCUAAGGUUUCUUAUUAUUGAAGCGGAGGAGGAGAUGAAGAAGAUUAUCCAGGAAAGAAUCGAAAGGCAUCUUGAGAUGAACAGGGAGGCCAAUGAGAAAAGAAGGGAAAUGAAGAGAAGGAAAAGGGAGGUGUUGGGGGAAAUCAACAAGAAGGAGGACAUGAAGACAGGAGGCAAGGAGGCAGGAUCGCACGAGGUUUCUCAGGAGGACUCUGAUGCAAAGGAAGAGAAGAUAGAAAGCUUUGCGGAUUUCGAAACAUCUAUGUUCCCAUACAAGUCGAAGAAUGGGAUAAAGUCCUACACCUGCCCAUAUGAGGGAUGCACGAUGGAGCUUCCAACGCUGAGCAGGAUCAAGAGGCACUAUAUAGUUCACACGAAGCUGAGACCAUUCAAAUGCCUGAAUAAAGACUGCAGCAAGAGGUUCUCCAGAAAGGACAACAUGCUGCAGCAUUACAAAAUCCAUUGUAGUUACAGUAAUUAUAGAUGA
Messenger RNA from Encephalitozoon hellem ATCC 50504, 849 nucleotides. RefSeq lists its product as uncharacterized. The coding region runs from base 1 to 849 and encodes 282 amino acids. The record is from RefSeq and is a predicted model, not a curated record. The transcript has a single exon. Lineage: Eukaryota; Fungi; Microsporidia; Unikaryonidae. Gene Ontology annotation, biological process: regulation of transcription by RNA polymerase II. Gene Ontology annotation, cellular component: transcription regulator complex; PcG protein complex. Gene Ontology annotation, molecular function: RNA polymerase II cis-regulatory region sequence-specific DNA binding; DNA-binding transcription factor activity, RNA polymerase II-specific.